AUGCAAGGAAAGCAUAACUUUAUAUUUUCAUUGGAUGGAGAACAAAAAUCCUUCUUUGUUUCAAAUUUGGAUGUGGCAUCCUUUUGUCGUUUAAUUCGAUCAGCAUUUUAGGUUGAUAAGACCAUCACAGCAUUAUAAGAUGAGUAAGGUAAAUACAAUAAUAAAAUAGGAAAUAUUUGUGAUUUGCAUUAUUUUUGCAAUAAUCUGCAAGUUCAUAAGGAUAAGUUCUAUGUCAUAUUGACAGAAAAAAGAAAAGCAGAAAGACAAAGUCGGAAGUCUCAUAAAAGUAAGAAUUCAAGAGUGCAAACCGUUUAGGAACCUUCUUAUUAUGUAGAUUUUGGAGCAUUCUUAUCAGAAAUCCAACAAAUCAGAUUUAGGUAUAUUUGAAGAGUCAUCUAGUCUUCAACAUCCAGUUUCAACAAUUGUGUUGGUAUUUGACAAUGAAUAUUAGGCUGGCAUCUUUGGCUAACCUAUAAUAAUGAGUAUCUAUAAAACUUUUGCAUUUCUUUAAGCUUAUUACACUAUAAUCCAGGAAGAUGAAACAGAUUCAUUGUUAUUAACGGUUUUUUAAAAUUAACAUCUUAAACAUGAAAUGGAAAUUAAAAUCAAUCAUUCUAUUGCUGAAUAUGUGUGUUAUCAGAUUGAGCAAUUACUUUGUGAAGAAGAAGAGUCAGAACCUAUAUUAUAAGGUAGUUUUGCUACUCCAAAUAGUAAUGCAAAUAAUAAUAUCCCCUUGAUUGUAACUAGGGGGAAUGAGAAAUAGAUUUUAUAGGUGGAGGCAAAUGAUAACUUUCAUUCUAGUUAAGGCAAAAGAACUCAUAGGUAUAAUUUGUGUUAAUAAGGGUAAUGAGGGUAAAAAAAGCUGUUGACAAAUUUAGAAAUCGAUUAGAAUCCAGAGAAUAUGAAUACCUUUUAGGAUUAAUUAUAGGCUAAGAUUAAUCAGUUUUUGCUGCAUAUUAAUUGUAUUAAUAAUAGCAAGAUGAUGAAAACUUCAUUAACAAUUUGAAAUCACUCCUACCUUAAGAUGACAAUAACAACCUUUCAUUAUAAAAAUACUAUACUUUCUUUAAUAGUUAAAUAAUCUCAAAUUUAUGAC
Messenger RNA from Paramecium pentaurelia, 1096 nucleotides. NCBI's taxonomy places the organism in Eukaryota, Ciliophora, Oligohymenophorea, Peniculida, Parameciidae. The record is from the annotation of a GenBank genome assembly.